This is a messenger RNA of Spirodela intermedia, 6050 nucleotides long. The record is from the annotation of a GenBank genome assembly. NCBI's taxonomy places the organism in Eukaryota, Viridiplantae, Streptophyta, Magnoliopsida, Alismatales, Araceae.
AUGGCAAAACCUGGCAGAGGCCGACCGGCGAGCCCGUCGGGAUCGGCCUCUGGUUCGUCUUCCUACUCGCGUUCCUCGUCUGAGUCGGGUUCGCGGUCGCGGUCGCCAUCUCGCUCUCGUUCCCGCUCGCGCUCUCGCUCAAAGUCCUACUCGACUUCCUCGCGUUCGGGGAGUGGGAGCUCACGCAGCCGGAGUCCGCCUCCCCAGAGAAAAAGGUGAGUUUAGUUUAUUAAAGAAGAAUGGGCUUUACCUUUGUCGUACAGCAUCAGGCGUCGUGUAAUUUCUCUCUGCGUGAGGUUUCUACUUAUUUUACAUAAAUUCUCAUCGAUCUUUAGAUCUUUCGCAUUGUACUUUGCACUCAAUGCUUGAAGUUGGAAAUUUGGACGAGUACAUUAUCGUUUCCAUAAUUAACGUCUUUACUGCGUUUCACAUCUGAUGACAUUAUGAGACUAAAACCCUAUUUGACACUAGCUUGGGGGAUGUUAAAAGAUCAAGUUAUCCCCCUCGACAGGAGUACUCAUAUCAUGUUUAACCUCAUGUUUUCAUCUUUCUGUAGUCCCAAAGCAGCUGCUCGGAAGGAGCGAUCUCCAUCACCGCAAACUAAAAGAGUUUCACCGCCAAGGUGUGGAUUCUUUGCAACUUCUCAGAUCUCAGUUAUCAGAAGUUAGAAAAGUCCAUAAUUAGAGGUUUAACAGCAUAAGGGCAGUAUGCGUUGCAUACAAUCCAUGUAUAUUUGGGUUCUUCGUUGAGAUUAUCGUUAUCUCUUUAGGCUUGGCUUCCUGACCCUCGCGCUUUGAAUUUUUUUCACCUGAAAGAUUAUUGGCCGUCAUAUCCAAAGACGUGUGUUGGGUUUAAUAUGUCACUUGGGAGCCUUGCAUAUUUCGUCUAAACCAUAAUAGGUUGAGAAGUGUGAUGCAGAAUAGGAAGUCUUACAUAUCUAUCGGUGAUAGAUAGCUUGUUAUUUUUUUCUCUCUCCUCUAAAUAUGUGCAUGUUCUCCUUCAGGAAAGCAUCUCCAGUCCCUGAAGCAGCUGUGCUUCACAUUGAUCAGCUCACCAGGAAUGUCAAUGAAGGCCAUCUUAAAGAAAUAUUUGGUAAACUUUCUCCCGCUCCUUAUUGAAGGCAUUCUGUUCUCCAAUGGGAGUAAUUGUCAAAUUUUAUUAAAUUGUCGUGACAAAUUUUCCUGUUUUUUAUUUAUUUUCUAAAUUUUCACCAUUGCUAUCUUUAUAACGAAGGCCUUUGAAUGGGUUGUAUCUUUGUGUAUUGUUAUCAUCUCUUGGAAAAAUAUUUGAUUCCAAAGAUCUCUCAAUUGUGCAGAGAGUGCAUCUCUUUUUUUGCAUGCCAAACUACUUAAUGAAUAUGGAUUGGAGUCCUCGUUGUUUGGGGUUAUAAGUGGACGAACUCUGUUCUUUGUAUUAGGCUCAUGGGUUCGGCAGGCCUCGAAAACAACCGAUGCGCCUAAUUUUUUUCUUACUCCAAUUCUGUCCGUCAGUUUGCAUAUUCCGUAGUUUAUGCAGUUAUAGCAUCUACAGAUUUGAAAUUUCUUGCUAGAUAUAAUUUAACAUUUAAAUGGACUUCGUCUGGUAAUUUGAUAUUUAGAGAUCACGUGUUCCCAGUUCAGUCAUCAUGAUGAUGCCCUUUUUUCAAGAAUUAUGAUUGUGUAUAGUGCUGCAUAUCCUCAACUUUCAAACCGGAAAAAGAUGUAUAUUUAUGAUUUCAUUCGGCUCUAAAUGACCCUUUGUUCUGUCUUUAUCCUAAUUUAUCCGAUAACAGAUCGCAGUCAGGAGGAUAGUUUUCUGGAAUGUUUAAAGUAGAAGACUUUUGGUGUACGCUUCCCUUCUAUUAAGAUCUAAAUUCAGUUAAUUAGUUUCCUCUUGUUAUUCUUCGAGGGUGAUUCUCAAAAAAGACUUACAUUCUCAUCCUUCUGCGCUAUUUCUGCAAGAAAGCACGAUGGGGUAGUUGGGUCAGCAGUAUAAAAUUUCAAGCUCAAAAAAUAUACGACCUUCUAAAGAGAUAAUUUUUAUGUGACUUCUAUUGCCAUUGAGUGAGUUACGCACUGUCAUAUUUAAUGUCUUAUUGUAAGACACAACUUUGUUCUUUUGGCCGCACCGUGGCUCUGAAAAGCCAUCUAGUUUAUCAUUUGGUGAUUACCGUUUUAGAUAACCCUGAGUUCUUAGGAUUGUUGAAUAUAUGAUGCUGAUUCCCAUUUCAUAGUGACAUCCUUUGCUGUGUUCUUGUGUAGGAAAUUUUGGUGAAGUAGUACAUGUGGAGCUGGCAAUGGACCGUGCUGUAAGGCAUCCUUUAUCAAUUUCACCAUUGCCUGGUUGGGUUUUUUUUUUUUUUUUUUUUCCUUUGUAUGUCGUUUGAUAUGGCUUCGUUGCAUGAAUCCAGGUGAAUCUUCCGCGUGGGUUUGGCUAUGUCGAGUUCAAGAAGAAAGUUGAUGCUGAAAAGGCGGUUCUUUACAUGGACGGUGUAUGUGCAUUCUACAUUUAAAAAAGUGACUUCAUGUAUGUGUACCAACUUAACGUUUUAUUAAAUUCAUGCUGUAGGCACAAAUUGAUGGAAACUUGGUCCGAGUUAGAUUUACCCUGCCACCACGACAAAAACCUUCAUCUCCUCCGAAGACAGCUGCCCCUCCAAAGAGAGAUAUUCCUCAGAAAGAUAAAGUUGCAGUUGAUGCUGAAAGGGCUGCACAAACAAAAGCUAGAGAACGUAAGUUGUUUUUUGUUUUGUUGUGAUGUUGGGUCUUUAACUUCGUAUUAUAUCCCAUCUUUUGUGCUUUGGUGGUUUCAAGAGCAUUGCUGCGGUACUCUGUCUUUAGAGAAAAAGUUAAUAAUUUUGUGAAAUCUUCAUCCAAUAGCUUCCCCACGCCGUAAACCACUCUCACCACCUCCACGACGAAGAUCCCCUCCUGUUCAUCGAAGAGGUGAAUCUCCAAGGCGCCGACCGGAUUCUCCUCCCAGUCGCCGUGUUGAUUCCCCCGUGCGUCGCAGAGCAGAUUCUCCUCAUCGACAUGGUGAGCCACCACUGCGAAGACGGCCAGCUUCCCCACUAAGAAGACGCUCUCCAUCACCUGCUCCACGUAGAUAUAGGUCUCCAAUGCGGUUAGUUGUGUACCUGUUUUUUGCUCCAUCUUACUCAAUAUAAAUUUACUAUUGGCAUCUUAGUUGCCCUUGUGUUACAGGGUUUCUCCACGGAGAGGGCGUGGCAGUCCCAUUCGCAAGCGUUCUCCAAUUCCUCCCAGACGCCGGUACGUCAGUCUUGCAUUUUCUUCUCUGAGUACGCUUGCUCAUAGAAAUGUAAUGGUUGCUAGUGAAAAUGCAUUGAUCAGAUUCCUGUGUUAAGUAAUGGAUGUUGCAAUAGGUGACGGAUUUCUUUUAAAGUAAAGAUCAAUUUUGUAGGCUGAGAUUUCUAAUUCCUCCCAGACGCCGGUACGUCAAUUUUCCUAGGUGAUCGCAUGCAUAAAUUCUGCUGUAGGAAGACUUAAUAUAUUCAUUUAAUGGUGGUCAGUUGUUCUUUGGUUUAGAUUUACUGUCUAAUUAUUCAUUUCUUCCAUUUUUUUGUUCCUUUGCUUCCACAAUCUAUGCACAUAGAUGAAAGUUACAUUUCAAUGGAAAUAAUGUAAGGUCUAAACCUAAAUUUUGGUAGCGACUCUAUUCGUUACCAUUUAAUGUGCUGUCACUCCCUUAUCAACAAUCUGUUAUCCGGAGAUGAUACAUCAAGGGGAAAUAUGACUCAUGGUAUAAUUUUAUUGAGGUUUUUUAUGUAAUUUGAAUCAUCUAGUUUUAAUUAUUUCUUGGAUUGUAUUAAUUCAGUCAGUGGACGUUUUUGCGCGAACUAUCAUUCAAUGAGUCGGUAAUCCAAAAUCUGGGCUCCUAAACAGUUGGACAUUACUUUGGCCUUUCGACAAAACUUUUCGUUUCCAAAUCUGUCAAAAGGUUUGUAAUGGAAAAUGUAAACUUGAAGUCCUUCAAUCAAUCGCCUUUUUGGGUCAGAUCCAAUGUGGAUUGUGCAUCUUCCUUUGCCAAAAACAGGCUCGACUUGGAUUCGAACUUAUGUGCCAUUGUCAAGAUGAGUGAAGUGGAGUGAGGAAGGGCUGUCAUAAGAAGGAAUGGCUAGUGAAGAUCAGUAGGGAUGUUUCUGUCUCUAUCCAUAAUUCGGGUGGAAUGGGACCUAUCGAAAAACACCGAAAGAAGGAAAUUUCACUGUCGUUUUUGUCAUCAUCUCCUAGAAGAGACACCCAGACAAAUUCUAGAAUAGAAAUCCGAAGCAACUGAGCUCCCCCUUGGUUCCAAUUAAUAUCAUAUUUUCUCUCACUUGAGCCAUUUCUUAAUAUAUUGACUGUUAAGCAACCUUCUAUUUUGUUCUAUAAAUUUCUCGUCUUUGCUUUAUUUGUGUGAUCUAUCACACCGGAUCACCUGCAUUUUAGGAAUCUCGUAAAUUAUGCUAUAUCUUACUCAAUAUACCAAGUCUCAUCCUUCUUUUUGCCCUCCUUUCUUAUUAUUUAAACUGGUUAUGCUUUAGCUCGCCCCUUAGAAGAGCACGCAGCCCUCCCAGGCGGUCUCCUCCACUUCGCCGGCGUUCCCGCUCUCCAGUCAGAAGGCCUGUUCGUUCUCGCUCACGAUCACUCUCUCCUCGAAGGUGAAGAAUCUCUUAUCAUUAAACUAUGUCGUCUGACUUGUGUUCAUGACGACAGCGUUGACUCUUUCGAUCACAGUUCUGGGUUUUCUAUCUUACUUUGGCUAUUGUUGAAUAUCAUGUGCAUACAUGUACAGUCAAAUGAUUUAAUGGAUAGGGUGGCGAUUUGGAUUACUGGAUGAAAAUUAGCCGAAGCUGUGGAUGAUAUCCGAUUGAAUGUUCAUGGUUCAUUGUCUCAAAGAUCAGGAACUAUAUUUAGCCCUCAAAGAAAUCUAACUUUUUUAUGUAUAAAACCAGCCAUUGUAGAAAAUAAUCCUCAUUUGCCGAUGGUUUAUAUGAUACUCUGAGAAAAUUUAAUUUGCCCAAAAUGGUCCAACCGCGAGGACUGUGUAUCUCAAGGUGGUGAACAGUUGGUGAUGAUUUCUUUACUUGGUGAGAACAGAGGCAGGAUGCCACCACAGAGGCGUGGAAGAUCCAGUUCUUCGUACUCUGGUUCGCCGAGUCCUCGGAAGGUCCGAAUCAUUCAGUGCUGUCUUCUCCUUCAAAAAGCUCAGGACGGUUGUUGGAGCCCUGACUGAUCUCUCCUUUUGUAUGUGGCAGGGUGGCAGGAGGAUAUCCAAGAGCCGUAGUCCUCGGAGGUAUCCCUCUCUCUCUCUCUCUCUCCCUCUCUCUCUCUCUCUCUCUCUUUCUCUCUCUGUGCACACCUUCCCAUGUCUCAGAAUUUGGCGGUUGACAUAAUCGUCUGAAGUCAAUCUCUCGAACCUUUAUCAUACAUGUGGAAUAUAGUUCUAGGGCACUUCGCUUUUAUGGCAAUGAAUUCAUUUUACGGGAUCUCUGUCUUUCUCUCUCUCUCGCUACAGAAGCCCAUAUCUCUGACUUUGGUGGUGGAAACAUAUUGACUGAGAUCGAACCUGUCGAACCCAGAUUGUACUCAUGGACUAGAGUCCAUGUGUACAAUCUGCCCAUAUCUUAAUGGCAUUGCAUUCUAUGGCAGCUCUCUCUCUCUCUCUCUCUCUCUCUCUCUCUCUCUCUCUCUUGUUACACCUGCCCAUAUCUCUUACUUUGGUGGUGGAAACAUAUUGACUGAGAUCUAACCUGUCGAACCCAGAUUGUACAUAUGGCCUAUGGUCCUCGGAGCAUUUCUCUCUCCGGGCAUUGCACUCUCUCUCUCUCUCUCUUUCUUGCUACACCUGCCCAUAUCUCUUGACUUUGGUGGUGGAAACAUAUUAACUGAGAUCUUAUCUCUUGUACCGAAUUACCCAUGAGUAGAGUUGUUGUAGGAACAUUUCCCUUUCAUAUUAUGUGUUGCCUGCUGUUUAAGCCGACGAACCGCGAAACUGCUGUCUGUAGGCCUGCCCGUGGAAGAAGCACCAGCAGCAGCAGCCCAAGUGGCAGCUCACCCCCACCAAACUGA